AUGCCUCCCGUGCUGCUCCCGCCCGCCGCCGAGCGCCCGCAGGACCUGCGCGUGGGCGCCCCCGCGUGGCGGGCGGCCGCGCUGGCCGCGUCCCGCCGCGCGCAGCAGCUGACGGAGCGCUGCGGGCACGAAGCGGUGGGCAUGUGGCAGCCGGCCGAGGGCGCGCGGGACCCGCACCUGGCGCGGCACCUGAGCCGCGCCGCCUACAUGGAGCCCUGGCGCUUCCGCGUGGAGAUGCUCAAGGGCGGCGGCACCGUGGAGAGGCCGCCGCCCGGCGAGGGCGUCACGCUGUGGCGCGGGAAGACCAAGCCGCCCGCCUGGCGCGCGCGCCUGCCGCUGCCGCUGCACCGCGACGCGCGCGCCAUGCAGACGGCCGAGCUGGUGUUCGCGCACGCGCGGGGGGCGCGCCUGACGGCCGCGCGCCUCAGCCGCGCGCAGAGCCAGGUCAACGGGCAGCUGCGGCGCCUGCAGCAGCGGCGCGAGAGCUGCGACCGCCGGCUGGGCGAGGUGCGCAAGGGGCUACUGGUCAACCAGCAGAGCGCCCGGCUGCGGAGCUUCCGCCACGCCUCCGAGCAGAUUCCUGACAGAGUGGACAGUACGCUGAAAUGGGAGAAAGAGGAGCUGAAGUCCAUGAAGAGGAAAAUGGAGGUGGACAUGGAGAAAUCGGAGACCCUGCUCAAGGCUCUGGCCUCCUGCCGCGACACCCUGGGCUUCUACUGUCAGGAAAGACUCCAGGCUGUGGAGCUCAUGAACCAGCCUCUGGACAAGGUCCUGGAGCAGGCAGGCCGCCACUCCUGGGUGGACCUCUCCCGGGCCCCAACCCCACGGACUCAGGGCAUGAAGACGCCGCCUCCUGACCCUGUGGGCCCCUACACACCAGACUGCGCGGCAGCCCUGUUCGAGGCCAAGCGCCUGCUGAUGGAGUCCAAGGAGGCGCUGGCAGAGAUGGAGCAGAACGAGCGUGGCCUGGGUGAACAGCAGCGGCAGAUCAGUCACCGCGUGAACAACGCACUGCAGCAGAAGAUGCGGGAGACACUGGAGCUGAAGGAGCGGAUGAACAUGACUCUGGGGCUCAUGCGGGGCACCAUCCACCGCUGCAACAAGUUCAACCAGGAGAUGUACGUGACGCGCGGGCUCAUCAAGGGCCCUCUGCUGAAGACUCACCUGGAGGCCAAAGAGAAACUAGACAGACCCCUGGUUCGAAUGUACCAGAAACACGUGGGCACCCAGCUUCCCGAGGCAACACGCCUGGCCCAGGGCACUAACAGGCUGCAGCAGCACAACACACUCAUGGAAAAGAACCUGAAGGAGCUGCUGACCACCCGGGACCGCCUGGCUGGAUGCCUGGGUGCCAAGGAGCUGGGCUAUGAAAUAGACCACAAUGUGGUGCGCCUGCGCCGCCGCCAGCAGCACCCCCACGUGGGCUACGAGCAGGCCCAGCAGCUGGUCCACGACUGA
Messenger RNA from Perognathus longimembris pacificus (Pacific pocket mouse), 1458 nucleotides. Its product is annotated as coiled-coil domain-containing protein 105-like. The record is from RefSeq and is a predicted model, not a curated record. Lineage: Eukaryota; Metazoa; Chordata; Mammalia; Rodentia; Heteromyidae.